AUGGAUUCGGAAAUACUGUAUGUAAAUGAAAAUCCUUGCCCACACUGGAUUGUCCCUAUACCUAGCGACGGUUCGUGUUUAUUUCAUUCUUUGUCAUUCUCUAUGUAUGGGAAUAUUGAGUCGUCGUAUGAGAUUAGACUUGCUAUAAUCGAGUACGUGGUAGCGCAUUGGGAUAAGUUACAACUGUAUACUUGUGACGAGCGUGGAAACCCCUACAUUAAUACUGAUUUGUACAUGACGGCAAUGGUAAAAACAACCACCUAUGGUUCCACGUCUGAACUUAUGGUGGCCGCCGCUUUGUAUCCGUAUGCUUUCGAGGUUUACGAAAAUGGCAUUUUGAGAGGAUCACUCAGUGGUGAUUCUGGUAAUCCGGUGAAACGUUUACGAUUUUCUGGAAAUUUCUUAGGUGGCCAUUAUGAAGUGCUCCUUCCAGAAGUGCCUCCAAAUGUAGUUCGAAUAAAAAUAAUAAAAACCUACUUAAAACGGGUGGAAGACCUAAAAAGGCUAAUAAAGGAAGACCUAAAACUUCGGCACUAUCCCGUUCUCAACAAAUCAAAGAACAGCGGCUCAUUAUCGCCAGAACAAACCCGAAAUACGUUAGAAUGUUUUCUUGGAAAAUCAGAGCACAGAAGUAACCAGGAGCCAUAUUACGCAGAAGAAGCUUACAAUUUAUUUAAAAACAAGGACAAAGCUAUCGAAAUUGACGAUACAGGAAAAGCGGUCUUUGGGAAUGUGAAAAAGCAUGGCCAUAGUUUAGUUUGGUCUUGUAAUGAUCUGUGUGCUCUAGAUGAGAACGUAAUCAUACAAUUAACAAACAUUUUCGAAAGCUUGGUGAACAAAAGUGCAGCACAGUAUUAUACAUUAAUUGAAAAAGAAAAAAUGUUAGAGUGCUUAAAUUAUAUUAAAUUACUCAAAGCGCAUUUUCUUCGUCUUAGGACAAUUUCAAGAGAAAUAUAUCAAGUACAGAGUAUUUUUAACAUUUUAAAAGAUAUUGAUGAAUUAUUAGAAAAAUGUGACGUAGAAAGAAUCAAAGAACACGGGAAACAACAAAAAGCUGGCAGUAUUAUUGUGGAAAGUGAAGAGUCACAAGAAAUUGUAGAGGAUAAUGUCAUAGAUAAACAUAAGGCUGCGUUUAAAUCUCUAAAACUAAAGUGUCUUGAUACUCCAAAGCUUGAGUGCAUGUCGUGUAUAAAACUUUGUUAUUCAAGAGAUAUUUCAUCGCUAAAAAGAUUAAGAAAAGCUAUAGACACCAGUAUUUGGAAUAAUCUUCUCAAUUAUUACAAAACCAAGUAUCUAGAUCACAGCCCCUACAUUUGUCACACGUGCUUACAAAAAAUUAGAGCAAAUCAACUGCCAGCAGCCUGUGUUCUAAAUGACCUACAAGUUAGUACUGUUCCACCACAGAUAGCUGAGUUAAAUGACUAUGAAAAGAUAUUAAUUCAACGCGCCAAAGCAUUUCAGGUAGUAAUGCUAAUGAAUCCUGUUGCAAACAAACAUUUACCUAAUAGAAAUAUGGUGAAAAAAGUAAAAGGUAGAACUUUUCACCUUCCUUUGCCUCUUGAAGAAACUUUGAAAAAGCUGCCUAGACCAGAACACCUAAUUACUAACACUGAAAUGUAUAUUAUGGUACGAGGUAUGCCAACAAAAUCAAAAAUAGUGUGGGAGGAUAUUGUGGAUGUCAAUAAAGUUUACCAAGCCUUACAAUAUUUUACCAAGUUAGUUUACCAAGCCUUACGAAGAGCACAAUAUCCAUCAUAUAGUAGACCAAUUAGAAUCUGA
This is a messenger RNA of Parnassius apollo (apollo), 1779 nucleotides long. Lineage: Eukaryota; Metazoa; Arthropoda; Insecta; Lepidoptera; Papilionidae. The record is from the annotation of a GenBank genome assembly.